AUGGAGAUGGUAUCUGGGAUGCCGUUUAUCGACCAUGUUGAUCGAGUAUGUGAUGGGUGCUUGGUUGGAAAACAGCACCGUAGGCCGUUCCCUGCUCAGUCUACCUAUCGUGCAAGUGAUGCACUCGAGCUGCUCCAUGGUGAUCUAUGUGGCCCUAUCACCCCAGCAACUCACGGAGGAAAGAAGUAUUUCUUCCUUGUGGUAGAUGACUACUCGAGAUACAUGUGGGUCGUUCUCCUACGAUCUAAAGAUGAGGCGUUUGAAGCGUUCAAGAAGCUAAAGGCUGCAACGGAGAUGGAACACAAGCUGAAGGUUCGUGCUCUAUGGAUAAAUCGCGGCGGAGAGUUUACGUCAAACAAGUUCAACGACUACUGCGAGAAGAUUGGCCUAAAGAGGUUCCUCUCGGCACCUUAUACGCCGCAGCAGAACGGGGUUGUUGAAAGGCGCAAUCGAACCGUCGUUGACAUGGCGAGAAGUUUACUCAAGAGCAAGAACUUGCCAGGAACUUUUUGGGGAGAAGCUGUCUCGACGGCGGUCUAUCUUCUCAACCGGGCUCCAACGAAGGCAGUGAUCGGGGAGGACGUCCAGGUGGUUGGCAAGACGCCCAACCAAGGUGACCACAAUGGUAGUGAUCAUCAUGGUGCCGACACCAACGACGAUGCGCAUUGGUCGCAAGGUGAUAGCGACUACGACGCGCAAGACACGGGUAGAGAUCUCGGCAACGACAUCGACAAUGAGGCGCAUAGUGAUGAUGACAAUCAAGAUGGUGGUCACGAUCACGACAACUACGCCGAUGACGCGGAUGCCAACGACCCGGCAUCUACCACGCCCGAGACUCAACCGUCUUCCUCAAGUGCAUCGACGCCGACACUAUUUGUGUCGCCUCCUUCGCAAGCCACAACGGAUUCUUUCGGGCCUCGUCGCUACAAGACCCUCAAGAAAGUCUACAAGUACACAAAGCCAGUUAUGCUCGAGUACUCCGAUUUGUGUUUACUCGGAGUUGAGGAGCCGGCGAACUUCGUAGAGGCGAGCAAAAGUUCAAGUUGGAUGCACGCCAUGGAUGAGGAGAUGAAGGCGAUCGAGAGCAAUGGCACGUGGACUUUGGUAAACGACCUCCGAACCAAAAGGUCAUAG
This is a messenger RNA of Aegilops tauschii subsp. strangulata, 1134 nucleotides long. The record is from RefSeq and is a predicted model, not a curated record. Lineage: Eukaryota; Viridiplantae; Streptophyta; Magnoliopsida; Poales; Poaceae.